AUGGCGUCGACCACCGCGACUCUCAAGGAGACGGUCAAGGAGACUCUGCUCGGUGUCGAGGAGGAGGCUCAGCUUCCGUCCCAGACGCGUGCCGAGUUCAUGCAAUAUGCCACAACCGAUCCCGAGUCCGGAGACCACUACAUGGGCGAGGAGGAGUUCGUCAAUGCCAUUGCUCCCGAGUCUGAGGAUUACCACAAGAUCAAGCGUGCGCAGUAUGCCGUCCUCUUCUCCAUUGCCGACCGCCGCAAGACUGGUCGCGUAACCCUCUCCGACUGGGCUACCUUCAACAACCUCCUAGCAAAGCCCGAUGCCGAGUAUGAGAUCGCUUUCCGUCUUUUCUGCGACCCCAACACUGGUGUCGUUGACUUCAACUCGUUCAAGGAAGCUUAUGCUCGCAACCGCUCUCCCGACAACAUUCCCUUCGACUGGAACUCAACAUGGGCCUCCCUGUAUGUUGGCGACCGCAAGAACAGGCAUAGCAUGACCUACCCGCAGUUCGCCCAGAUGCUGCGUGGUCUGCAAGGAGAAAGAAUCAGACAAGCAUUCCACCACUUCGACAAGGACGGCGACGGCUACAUUGACCCCGAGGAGUUCGAGCGCAUCAUCCGCGAGACCGCCUCGCACAAGCUGUCCGACCACCUUCUCUCCAAUCUCCAGACCCUCUGCAACAUCUCGCCCGGCAGCCACAUCUCGUAUGCCAAUGUACGCGCUUUCCAAAACAUCAUCCGCGACAUGGACCUUGUCGAGUUGGUCAUUCGCAACGCUGUCGGAAAGACCGACGACGGCAAGAUCACUCGUACCGACUUCUUGAACGAGGCCGCUCGCAUCACUCGCUUCUCUCUGUUCACCCCCAUGGAAGCCGACAUCCUCUUCCACUUUGCCAGCUUAGACCAGCCUUCCGGCCGUCUAGGAGUCUCCGAUUUUGCACGCGUCCUCGAUGCUUCCUGGGCGUCUCACCACACAGUCUACGGCGCCGCUACUGGUGCUGCUGCUGACGUUGCCGCUGCCGCUGUUUCCAAAUCAAGUUCCUUCCUCCAUGGUGUUCUCGUGUCCGCACAUCACUUCGCACUCGGUUCCAUUGCUGGUGCCUUUGGUGCUUUCAUGGUCUACCCCAUUGAUUUAGUCAAGACCCGUAUGCAGAACCAGCGCAAGGCCCGUGUCGGUCAGCUCCUCUACAAGAACUCGAUCGAUUGUUUCUCAAAGGUCAUCCGCAACGAGGGUGUGAGAGGCUUGUACUCUGGUGUACUGCCCCAGCUCGUUGGUGUAGCCCCCGAGAAGGCCAUCAAGCUGACAGUCAACGACCUGGUCAGAGGAAAGGCUUCAGACCCCACGACUGGCGAGAUCAAACUUCCUUGGGAGAUUAUCGCUGGUGGUAGUGCUGGUGCUUGUCAGGUCAUCUUCACCAACCCUCUCGAGAUUGUCAAGAUUCGUCUGCAGAUCCAGGGUGAGGUUGCCAAGUCACAAAAGGCUGUCGAGAAGAGAAGUGCCAUGUGGAUCGUGCGUAACCUCGGUUUGGUCGGUCUCUACAAGGGUGCCAGUGCAUGUUUGUUGCGUGAUGUCCCAUUCUCUGCCAUUUACUUCCCUACAUACAACCAUCUCAAGAAGGACUACUUCGGAGAAAGCCAAAACAAGAAGCUCGGUAUCUUGCAACUGUUAACCGCAGGUGCCAUUGCCGGUAUGCCUGCAGCAUAUUUGACCACUCCUUGCGACGUUAUCAAGACUCGUCUGCAAGUAGAAGCCCGUAAGGGAGAAACCCAGUACACAUCGCUCCGCCAUUGCGCCAAGACUGUUUGGCAAGAAGAAGGUUUCCGUGCCUUCUUCAAGGGUGGACCUGCCCGUAUUCUUCGUUCUUCGCCUCAGUUCGGUUUCACUCUCGCUGGUUACGAGCUUCUGCAAAAUCUUCUCCCUCUUCCUGGUGAGGAGCACGACCUCGGACCUCGCGGCAGCCUCGAGCCUGCAACCGGAUUGCAAGAGGCAAAGGCACCGCUUCCUUACUUGAGGAGUAGAAAUGCGCUCAAGAUCAUCCUGGACCUUGAUGUUGGUUUCGGUAGCCCCAAGCUGCCCGAGGGCCAGAAGUUCACUGGUAUCCCCGGCUUCCGCUGA
This is a messenger RNA of Aureobasidium namibiae CBS 147.97, 2103 nucleotides long. RefSeq names its product calcium-binding mitochondrial carrier protein Aralar1. Bases 1 to 2103 code for a protein of 700 amino acids. The transcript has 3 exons. Gene Ontology annotation, molecular function: L-aspartate transmembrane transporter activity; calcium ion binding; L-glutamate transmembrane transporter activity. The record is from RefSeq and is a predicted model, not a curated record. Lineage: Eukaryota; Fungi; Ascomycota; Dothideomycetes; Dothideales; Saccotheciaceae. Gene Ontology annotation, biological process: L-glutamate transmembrane transport; malate-aspartate shuttle; aspartate transmembrane transport.